Messenger RNA from Bipolaris oryzae ATCC 44560, 1632 nucleotides. RefSeq lists its product as uncharacterized. Gene Ontology annotation, biological process: transmembrane transport; carbohydrate transport. The coding region runs from base 1 to 1632 and encodes 543 amino acids. The transcript is spliced from 4 exons. Gene Ontology annotation, cellular component: membrane. NCBI's taxonomy places the organism in Eukaryota, Fungi, Ascomycota, Dothideomycetes, Pleosporales, Pleosporaceae. The record is from RefSeq and is a predicted model, not a curated record. Gene Ontology annotation, molecular function: carbohydrate:proton symporter activity.
AUGGCCAAGUCAAGUCUUCUUAAAGAUACAGUCAAGGCUAUCAAGGCGUGCCCGCCGGAGAUAUUCAAUGUUUGGCUUUUCUUUUGUACGGCCGUGUGGAGUUUUUCUGGCAAUAUAGCAUCAAUUGUUGUGCAAAAAAAGUUCAAGACCGAGUUCGGAGUCAUUCAUGAAACCGACACCCAAUAUGCCAACACCAAGGGAUGGAUCGUUUCCAUCGCCACAGCGGGUGCCGUCUUUGGCUGUCUAGCUUGUAUCAAUCUCGUGCAGCUAUGGGGACGAAAGUGGACCAUGUUGGCCUUUACGGUCAUCUACAUUGCCGGAAUCCUGGGCCAGACUUUUUCAAACGGUAGCUUAUCGGCCUUGUACGCUACCCGUUUUAUUACUGGUAUCGGAAUCGGUACCACGACCGUUUUGCCUUCAAUCUACCUUACUGAGAUUGCCCCUCGAAGCAUUCGUGGCCUACUCACCCUCCAAUACGCCUGCUGCCAACAACUCGGCGUCGUCUUCGGCUUCUUCUUUAAUUACGGCAUCACAAAAUACCACUCCGGCACGCGCCUUCAAUGGCAACUCCCUACGGGUUUGCAGCUCGUCCCCGCCGUAAUCUGGGGCAUCGGCAUUCUCUUCACCCCCGAGUCCCCCCGCUUCCUCCUCUCCAAAUCCAAACGCACAGAGGCUCUCCAAGUCCUCUGCCGCUUCCGCAACCUCCCCGCCGACCACCCCUACAUCGUCGCCGAGUUCGCCGGCAUCGAGCAUCAACUCAACCUCGAAAUCGAAGCCGUAAGCGGGGCCACAGUCUGGGAUCUCUUCAAAGAAACCUUUUCAGUAACCGAGUACCGCCGCCGCUUCGUCCUCAUGUUCCUGUGCCACAUGUUCGGCCAGUGGUCCGGCGCAAACGCAAUAACUCAGUAUUCGCCCUCGAUUUUCGGGUACUUGGGUAUUGAGGGCGAGGAAGCGCGGUUCCUUGCCACAGGUCUCUACGGCAUUGUCAAAUUUGUCUCUGUACUCGUCUUUUCCAUCUUCGUCAUCGAUUUUAUUGGGCGCAGACGGUCGCUUAUGCUCGGUAUUACGCUACAAAUCUUGACUCUGACGUUCGUGGGUGCGUACCUCGGUGUCACGAAUGGAAUGUCGGCCGCGGAUAUCGAGGCGAGUGCGAGCGCUACAGCGGCGAGUAAAGCCAGUAUCGUGGCUAUUUUUAUCCAUGCUGUGGCGUGGUCGAUUGGUUGGUUCUCUAUUCCGUAUCUUGUUUCUGCGGAAGUCUUUCCUGUUCGUAUUCGCUCGCUCAACGUCUCCAUUCUCAUGGCGUUUCACUGGGCGUUCUACUUUGGUUGCUCGCGCGCCAUGCCGAGUCUGCUCGCUGCUACGGAUCGAUAUGGUGCGUUCGUCUUCUUCGCGAGCAUCUGCUGCAUGUCUUUGAUAUAUGUUUACUUUGCGCUGCCGGAGACGGCUGGACGCUCACUUGAGAGCCUGGAUAAGCUGUUUCAGAGGCCAUGGUAUACGGUUCGGAGAGUUGCGUAUCCCACUGGAGAUGAUUUGGCGGAUGGAGGUGCGCGAAGUGAGGAGAAGCUGGGGGAGGUGCUGGAUGAGGAGAAGAACGGGGAGGUACGGAUUGAACAGCAUACGGAGAAGAAGUGA